Pseudovirgaria hyperparasitica is the source of this 909-nucleotide messenger RNA. RefSeq lists its product as uncharacterized. The record is from RefSeq and is a predicted model, not a curated record. The transcript is spliced from 2 exons. The coding region runs from base 1 to 909 and encodes 302 amino acids. Lineage: Eukaryota; Fungi; Ascomycota; Dothideomycetes; Acrospermales; Acrospermaceae.
AUGGCCACCGCCGCCCCACCCAAGGCAGAAUACCUGCACAUCACGCCCCUGACCGCUACAGACCUGCCCGCGCACCCAGACCUCGCCAGCGCCCAACAACCCACCGGCCAAACACCCACCCUCCACGCCUUCACCACCGCCAUCCUCAAGCAAGGCGUCGAGUUCGCAACCUACUACUCCGAUGCCUCCAUCUUCGUGCCCAAGGGCGACAAGGCGAGUCCGCCAUCAACGGCCAAGGUGACGAGUCUGACGGGCAAGAACGUGCCGCGGACGACGGCCAGCGAGCAGUGGUUUGCGCGCCGCAGCGUGCACGAGGAUGCGCGGAAGAAUGGAACGGCGGACUUUGAGCAGUUUGAUGUGGUGCUGAAUAAGGAUCAUAGUCGGAAUGAGGACGAUUAUACGCCCGGGAUAUAUGAUGCGAAUCGGCUGUUGGCGUGGGAGGGGAUCGGGUCGGUGGAGGAGUUUGAGGGGGUUGAGAUGAGUGUCUACGAAAUGUACCACAAACAGCCAUUCCCCAUCUCAGACCGCUUCUUCACAACCCUCGUCGUGGCCGCCACAUACGCCGAGAAGAAAUUCAUCGUCGUCCAAGUCCCCGUCGACUCAGCAACCUUCCCAGCAGACUUCGUCGCAUCCAAGUCCAACACCGUCGACGGCAAACAUCGCAACGAGAAACGCAAGGUCGUACAGGGCCACUAUGCCAGCGUGGAGCGUGUCCAGGCAAACGACUCGGACGGCACGGUCACAUGGGAGGCGGGUACGGUGAGUUCGGCUGGAGGGUCGAUUCCGGAUGCGGUCACGAAUCUGGCGUUGCCGGGCGAGUUGGCGAAGGAUGUCGGGUUUGUGGUGGGCUUUGUGAAUGGGCAGGUGUGGGAGGGGCGGGAGAGGCGGUUUGUUGUUGGGUCGUCGUAG